This is a messenger RNA of Emiliania huxleyi CCMP1516, 369 nucleotides long. RefSeq lists its product as hypothetical. The annotation marks the transcript as partial. The transcript has 2 exons. Gene Ontology annotation, biological process: protein transport to vacuole involved in ubiquitin-dependent protein catabolic process via the multivesicular body sorting pathway. The record is from RefSeq and is a predicted model, not a curated record. NCBI's taxonomy places the organism in Eukaryota, Haptophyta, Isochrysidales, Noelaerhabdaceae. Gene Ontology annotation, cellular component: endosome.
GCCGAUGCCUUCAAGCAGCUGCAGCGCGCCGCCGGCUGCUUUGCUGCGGCGCACGACAUGGUGCGUCCGGCGAUCUGGGGUCUGGACCCGCGGUGGGAGCCGGCGAGCCUGUCACCCGACCUGGGCCUCGAGAUGCUCUCCGCCCUCCGCGACCUCAUGCUCGCGCAGGCGCAGCACGCCUUCCACCAGAAGGCGCUCGACGAGGGCAUCCGCGCGCCGUGGCGGUGCUCGGAACAGCGCCUCUUCACAGGUGCAGCUGCGGUUGACGAGGGGACCUCGCCCUCGGUGCGCGCAAAGCUGGCCGAGCAGGCGGCGCUCCUGUUCGGCGCCGCCCUGCGCACCCUCGACUCGCAGGAGCUGCGCGACUAC